This is a messenger RNA of Gracilinanus agilis (Agile Gracile Mouse Opossum), 1949 nucleotides long. It is a transcript of the gene DNAJC3, whose product is annotated as DnaJ heat shock protein family (Hsp40) member C3. Gene Ontology annotation, molecular function: misfolded protein binding; protein-folding chaperone binding. The record is from RefSeq and is a predicted model, not a curated record. Gene Ontology annotation, cellular component: endoplasmic reticulum. The transcript is spliced from 12 exons. NCBI's taxonomy places the organism in Eukaryota, Metazoa, Chordata, Mammalia, Didelphimorphia, Didelphidae. The coding region runs from base 17 to 1531 and encodes 504 amino acids. Gene Ontology annotation, biological process: protein folding in endoplasmic reticulum.
CCUAGCGCCCUCGGCCAUGGUGUCUCCUGGUUCCGUGACCAACCGGCUGGGCUCGGUGUUCCCCUUCCUGCUAGUCCUGGUAGAUCUGCAGUACGAAGGUGCAGAAUGUGGAAUAAAUGGAGACGUUGAAAAACAUCUUGAAAUGGGCAAGAAAUUAUUGGCAGCAGGACAACUAGCAGAUGCCUUAUCUCAGUUUCAUGCUGCAGUAGAUGGUGAUCCAGACAACUACAUUGCUUAUUAUCGAAGAGCUACUGUUUACUUAGCCAUGGGCAAAUCUAAAGCAGCAAUUCCUGAUUUAAGUAAAGUGGUUGAGUUGAAGACUGAUUUUACAGCAGCACGAUUACAGAGAGGUCACUUACUACUUAAGCAAGGAAAGCUUGAUGAAGCAGAGGAUGACUUUAAAAAAGUGCUAAAAUCUCAUCCUAGUGAGAAUGAAGAAAAGGAAGCCCAGUCUCAGCUACUAAAAGCUGAUGAAAUGCAGCGCUUACGUUCACAAGCACACUCUGCUUUUGAUCGGGCAGAUUAUCGAGCUGCAAUAACUUUCCUUGAUAGUAUUUUAGAGGUUUGUGUUUGGGAUGCAGAGCUGCGAGAACUUCGGGCCGAAUGCUUUAUAAAGGAAGGGGAGCCAGGGAAAGCUAUUAGUGAUUUAAAAUCUGCUUCCAAAUUGAAGAAUGACAAUACUGAGGCUUUUUAUAAAAUCAGCACAAUAUAUUAUCAGCUGGGAGAUCAUGAACUGUCACUCAGUGAAGUCCGAGAAUGUUUAAAACUUGACCAAGAUCAUAAAAGGUGCUUUGCACACUAUAAGCAAGUAAAGAAACUUAAUAAACUUAUUGAGUCAGCAGAGGAGCUCAUCAGAGAAGGCAGAUACAUAGAUGCCGUUAGCAAAUAUGAAUCUGUAAUGAAAACAGAACCAAAUACACCUGUUUAUACUAUUCGUUCCAAAGAGAGGAUUUGCCAUUGCUUCUCCAAGGAUGAAAAACCUGUUGAAGCCAUUAAAGCAUGUUCAGAAGUUUUACAGUUGGAACCUGCCAAUGUGAAUGCUCUCAAAGAUAGAGCAGAAGCCUAUUUAAUAGAGGAAAUGUAUGAUGAAGCUAUUCAGGAUUAUGAAACUGCACAGGAACACAAUGAAAAUGAUCAACAGAUUCGAGAAGGACUAGAGAAAGCUCAGAGACUCUUGAAACAGUCACAGAAAAGAGAUUAUUACAAAAUCUUGGGAGUAAAAAGAAAUGCUAAAAAACAAGAAAUCAUCAAGGCAUACAGAAAGUUAGCAUUGCAGUGGCACCCAGAUAAUUUUCAGAAUGAAGAAGAAAAGAAAAAAGCAGAGAAAAAAUUUAUCGACAUAGCAGCUGCUAAAGAAGUCCUUUCUGAUCCAGAAAUGAGGAAAAAGUUUGAUGAAGGAGAAGAUCCCUUGGAUGCAGAGAGCCAACAGGGAGGUGGUGGCAACAGUUUCCAUAGAAGCUGGAAUUCAUGGCAAGGCUUUAAUCCCUUCAGCUCAGGCGGACCAUUUCGAUUUAAAUUCCACUUUAAUUAAGACCAACAAUGUUUUUUCUGCUACUGUUCCUCCUCCUCUUAACUUUUUUAAAAUUAGAAAACAAACUUUAUUCCAGUUUCAAGACCCUAAUGAAAUAUUUCAAGUCUUUCUGUUGUCCAUAACCAAAGAAUUGUUUUAAUAGGAAGAAUCUUUUCCUGUUCAUUUUAAGCUCUCUCUUGUUGGCUCGGGGUGGGAUGACGAGUGAUGGUGUGUGGUUCAGUGCCCAUAUGAAGCAGCCAAGUCUGAGGCAAGCUCUCUUGCAUAAGCACUAAUAUAUUUUUUAUAUUUUUCUGCAUUGGAGCAAAUGCAAAUCCUUCCUCCUGUGAAAUCCUUGUGUUGUGUGUCAGUACCUACAUGUGGUGCAUCUGUAUGCAUACAAAAGCCAAAAAAGAAGCUCUUGUUCUCCGAAGACUUGGCC